Molecule: messenger RNA, 804 nt
Organism: Protopterus annectens (West African lungfish)
Lineage: Eukaryota; Metazoa; Chordata; Ceratodontiformes; Protopteridae
Product: olfactory receptor class A-like protein 1
Exons: 1
Coding region: 1-804 (267 amino acids)
Biological process (GO): G protein-coupled receptor signaling pathway
Cellular component (GO): membrane
Molecular function (GO): pheromone receptor activity
Source: RefSeq, a predicted model, not a curated record
AUGAACCUAGCAGCAUCAAAUUUUAUUUUUCUCAUGACACUGGGUCUUCCCCAUGCCAUCUUCAUCUUUUACUGGAAAUUCACCUACACAGACAGUGACUGCAGGGCAGACCUUUUUUUAGCCAGAAGCUCCAGGGGCCUAGCCAUCUGCCUGACCUGUCUUCUCAGCUGCUUCCAGUGUGUUACUCUAGCCUCCUCUUCUGUAAGAUGGCUUUAUUUUAAAAUUCGAUUACAGAAAUAUCUUACGCCUGUCAUUGUCUUUCUGAGUCUGUUAAGUUUAACAUCUAGUUUAAAUGCUGCCCUCUACCCAGUGGCUUACUACAAUGCAACAGAUAACCAUUCAUUCAGCUUAGGGUAUUGCUUUGUGCUAUAUCCAACACGAUUUUUAUUCCAAGCCAUUGGCUUUAUCACCUUCUCUCGAGACUUGGUAUUUGUGAUCUUAAUGGCACUGGCCAGCACCUAUAUCCUGUUAAUUCUGCACAGACACAGAAAGCAGAUGAAAGGGAAGAGGAGCUCUGAAAGAAAGCAAGAGGCCACCGCAGAGCAACAAGCAUCCAAGACCAUAGUCACACUUGUGGUUUUGUAUGUGUUCUUUUUUGGACUGGAUAACUCAAUUUGGUUUUAUCAGAUAGCAGUGGGAGAGGCAUUUAAGGAAAUAACUGACAUACGUCAUUAUCUCUCAUUUUGUUUUCCUACAAUUUUUCCAGUCAUCAUUUUGCUUUUCAACCAGAAACUCCAGAAUAAAAUCGGACCCUGUGUGAAAACACAGCUAAGUCAUCUACAAGCAGUUUCUUCCAUACAGUGA